GCGGGGCCGGCGGGGUUUUCUCCCGGGCUGGGCUGACGGCCGCGGCCGGGAACUUCGGGAGCGUGCGGGCGCCAGCGGCCGUUCGGGCGGCAAGGAAGAUACUGUGCUGUUACCCAGUUGUCCUAGUUGAUUUCACUCUACAAAUCUUCAAGAUUCCUACUGGAGUGAAAGUGUCUGUUGUGAUAAUGACAACUGAAGUUGGUUCAGAGACUGAAGUAAAGAAAGAUUCUGAGCAGCUGGGACCAGACAAAGCCAAGGACAAGCCUGAAGAAGCAUCAGAGACUCCAGGAGAUCAAAAGUCCAAGGAAACAUCCUCUGGAGAAGCUCAAGAUUCUUCUGUCCCAGCACCAACUAGCCAAAGUAGUCCAAGCGGCCAGAAGAAGGAAAAAUCUUCACCUGAAAGCAAGGGUAUUUCUCGCUUCCUUCCCCCUUGGCUUAAGAAACAAAAGUCAUACACCUUGGCAGAGCCCAAAGAUGAGCCCAAGAAAAAGGCCACAGGGGAAGAGAAAGGAGUUGAAGAAAGUGAAAGCCAGGCACUAGAGGGGGUGGCUCAGCCAAGAAAGAGCUUGGAAGAAGCAGCUGAAAACCGGCAGAAUGCUAAAGCAGAUGACAAAGAAAAACACUCUGUUAGUAGUGCUGAAAUACAGCCUUCCAAAGAAGAUGGUAAAGAGACAGAAGUAGAGGAAGUUGCGGAGAAAAAGGAAGAAAAACAAGAAGAAAAAGAAAAAAGGGAGACAAAAGAAGUGCAGACAGCUGAAAUUAAAAUAGAUAACAUUCCUCAGAAGUCUCCAAAGAAAAUCAAAACUGUGCAGUGUAAGGUGAUGCUUCUGGAUGGCACAGAAUACAGCUGUGACCUAGAGAAAAGAGCAAAAGGACAAGUUCUGUUUGAUAAAGUAUGUGAACACCUCAAUUUACUGGAAAAGGACUAUUUUGGGCUGUUGUUUUACGAGAAUUCAGAACAGAAGAACUGGCUAGAUGCUUCAAAGGAAAUUAAGAGACAAAUUCGAAGUUUACCUUGGAUAUUCACCUUUAAUGUGAAAUUUUAUCCUCCUGAUCCGUCGCAGUUGACUGAAGACAUCACUAGGUAUUUCUUGUGCCUACAGCUUCGCCAGGAUAUUGCAUCUGGCCGACUGCCGUGUUCAUUUGUGACUCACGCCCUCCUUGGUUCAUAUACGCUGCAGGCUGAGCUGGGUGAUCAUGACCCAGAGGAGCACCGCAGUGAUUAUAUCAGUGAAUUCCAGUUCGCACCCAAUCAGACUCAAGAAAUGGAAGACAAAGUGGCUGAGCUACACAAAACACACAGGGGCUUGACUCCAGCACAGGCGGAUUCCCAGUUCCUAGAAAAUGCUAAGAGACUCUCCAUGUAUGGAGUGGAUUUACAUCAUGCCAAGGAUUCUGAAGGUGUGGAUAUCAUGCUGGGUGUAUGUGCUAAUGGUCUGCUGAUCUACAAAGACAGACUCCGGAUCAACCGCUUCGCUUGGCCAAAAAUUCUGAAGAUUUCCUACAAGCGAAGUAAUUUCUACAUCAAAGUCAGGCCAGCAGAACUGGAACAGUUUGAGAGCACUAUUGGAUUCAAACUGCCAAACCAUCGGGCUGCUAAAAGGUUAUGGAAGGUUUGUGUGGAGCACCAUACUUUCUUCAGGCUUGUAUCACCAGAACAGCCUCCAAAAGCCAAGUUUCUGACCUUGGGUUCCAAGUUCCGCUACAGCGGCCGUACGCAGGCACAGACACGGCAGGCCAGCAACCUCAUCGACAGGCCCGCUCCCUACUUCGAACGCACCUCCAGCAAACGUGUUUCCAGAAGCCUGGAUGGAGCUCCCAUGGGUAUUUCAGACCAAAGUCUUCUAAGAGACUUCUCUGCUACUGGAGGGCAGGCUGCUGGAGAUAAAAUCAUUGAUCUUGAAGCUGCUGGUCAGGCCAAGUUGAAAGAAGGUGGCAGAGAAGAAGAUGAAAGUCCACUCAAAACUCCACAAUUAGAAUUGACUCAGGAUGGAAAGAUCAGUUCCUUGAGAGUAGACGGGGAAAAUAUUUAUGUCAGACAUAGCAAUUUAAUGUUGGAGGACCUGGAUAAGACCCAGGACGACUUACUGAAACACCAGGCUAGCAUUAGUGAGCUCAAGCGCAAUUUCAUGGAAUCCACACCCGAACCACGCCCAAAUGAGUGGGAAAAGCGGCGUAUCACACCUCUGUCCCUACAGACACAAGGGAAAAAAGGAGACCACAUUUUCCAAGUGAAAACACUGCCUGGGAAGGAGAAACAAUGGAUUGCAAUGCCAUGGAUUGCAGGAGCAAAACCAGAGGAAACCAAUAAGAGCCUGGAAGAGGAGAUUACCUCCAUUUUGUUUAGUAAGGAGCGCUUCGGCGCCGGCACCAGCGGGCCCUUCGCCGCCAGCCCGGGGCCAGCAGAGGGCGCUGCGGGGGAGCCGACGGCCGCGCCGGGGCCGCAGAGACAUGCUUCCAGAGCAGAAGGGCCUUGUACUGGAGUCAGCGAUGCUGAUAAGAGUUCACAUGAGACUCUGGACAUAGUGGAGGAGAAGAAGCAGGCAGAGUUUGGGAUAGAAGAAACACUAGUCGUAGACGAAACCAACAAAGGGAAAAUGCAAGUUGCUACUGAUGCUGGGGAGACAUGUAAGGUGGAGCACGUGUCAAAAAAGGACUCUUCAUCAUUGCCAUCAGAUAGUAGCAGCAGCAGCAGUAGUAGUGAGAGUGAGGAUGAAGAGAUGGGAGAAUACCAGCCACAUCAUAGGGCAAUUGAGGAAGUCAUCAGGGAAGAACAGGAGGAAGAGGAAGACAUGAAAAGAAAAGAACGUGAAGAAAAUAUGCAGCAUGUGGAAGCCAUACCAGAAGGCAGUAAACUAAAUGUACCAGUUGAGCACACACAAGUUACAGCUGAAGAUUUGGUCCAGGAAAAUACAGUUACUGUAGCUACAGAAGAGAAGAAUUUGUCAGAGCAAAUUAAGCAAGAUUUAGGUGAAGAAAAGGAGGAGGAACAGCUGAAACUCAAUGGAGAUGUGUCUCAUGUUGACAUUGAUGUUGCACCACAAUUAAUUUGUUGUUCUGAGCCUCCAGUAGUGAAAACAGAGAUGGUAACCAUUUCAGAUGCCACUCAGAGAACUGAAAUCUCCACAAAAGAAAUUCCAAUUGUUCAAACAGAAACUAAAACUAUCACAUAUGAAUCUUCACAGCUUGAUGGCAAUGCUGUUGGCGAUACCGGCGUGCUGGUGAGUGCACAGACCAUUACAUCAGAGUCCAUUUCUACUACCACAACUACACACAUCACAAAGAUGGUAAAAGGUGGAGUAUCAGAAACAAGAAUUGAGAAGCGCAUUGUCAUUACUGGAGAUGCAGAUAUUGACCAUGAUGAGGCCCUGGCACAGGCAAUCAAAGAAGCCAAAGAACAGCACCCUGACAUGUCUGUGACAAGAGUGGUGGUGCACAAAGAAACUGAACUUGCUGAGGAGGAUGAAGAUUAAAUCAAAAAUGCCCUCAAGCAAAUCCUUCAG
Prinia subflava (tawny-flanked prinia) is the source of this 3503-nucleotide messenger RNA. It is a transcript of the gene EPB41L2, whose product is annotated as erythrocyte membrane protein band 4.1 like 2. Gene Ontology annotation, biological process: cortical actin cytoskeleton organization. Gene Ontology annotation, molecular function: structural molecule activity; actin binding. The coding region runs from base 186 to 3473 and encodes 1095 amino acids. Lineage: Eukaryota; Metazoa; Chordata; Aves; Passeriformes; Cisticolidae. The transcript has 23 exons. Gene Ontology annotation, cellular component: plasma membrane; cytoskeleton. The record is from RefSeq and is a predicted model, not a curated record.